AGGUCAGGACUCAAGGUCCGGUUACUCUCUCUCUCUCUCUCUCUCACAUCACGAUUUGAAUGUUCAAAAAAACCCAGCAAGGGCUUAGAGUUAUCUCCUUCGAUGUUUCGAUUCUGGCCUUCAUUCAUUAAUAUCCCUUCUCUCUCUUUUUUCUGAACAAUGCCUUUCGUCUCUCAUUUUCUCUCUCUAAAAGUUUUUGUGCUUUCUAUUUUAUUUUGUUUUUCUCUCUCUAGAUAGAUUUUGAAGAUCUGUUGUUAGAUUUUGUAAGUUGUGUGUGAAUUUAGCUGAAAGGCUAGGGUUUUUGCUCUCGUGAUCUUCGUGAAUCUUUUCUAUCUCUACUUGGAAGCACUUUCGAGGAUUUUCUCUCUGGAAUUUCCUUUUUUCUCUUUUGACUUUGUGUUUGUUGAAUGAGUGGAAAAUGGAGAGAGUUCGGCAAAAGAAGAAGUUGAAAGUUCCUAUCACCAAUGAAGGAAACAGGCAAACUCAAAAACAAAGAAGUGUACCAAAAUUGGCAUCAGACUAUAGUUCUUACAUUGGUGGUACCACCAAGGAAGAUUUGUUCACAUGCGAGUUGGGGAGGAGCUCUUCCAGACGAGUUAUUGGAACGCCAAUAAAGAAGUUAUUAGCAGAAGAAAUGUCAAAAGAAACCGAGUCCAAGAGACGGCCAGGUAGUGUCAUUACCAGAUUGAUGGGUCUUGAUGGGUUGCCACCUCAGCAGCCUCUUCAUAGACAAGAUAAGAGGUUCUCGGAAACUUACCGACAUAGGAGCAUAUCAGUAGUAUCCCAAAGGGAUGGAAAACCUUAUGAAUGCCGAAUGAAUAGGAAAAACUCCAUGGAGCAUCAAGAAUUUAAGGAUGUGUAUGAAGUUUUGGAAACAUCAGAAGUUGAUAGGGGAAGUCACCCAGCGAAGGGGACUGUAAAUCCAAGGUAUUCUGAAGCAGAGAUGGCAUUCAUUCGACGCAAGCUGAUGAAUGUGAAAUGUCUUUCUGCUGAUGAAACGCUUGAUGAUUCAAAAGAAUUUUGUGAUACGUUUGACAGGCUGGAUACUAACCAGGACCUAUUGAUGCAAUAUCUUCAGCAACAAGAUUCUUUGUUUGCAAAGCAUCUUUCUGAUCUGAAAGGUUCUGCUCCCAGAUCACAUUGCAGUCACAUAGCAGUGCUAAAGCCAACAAAUUCGGUAAACUAUGAAAGCAAUACCAUUGGCUGGAAAUCAGAGAAAGAGACUUCACGGUCUGACACUGGCUCUCAUUGGAAACAUCUUAGUAGUCUUUCUACCCACUCCUACAAUCAUCGUGGUGCUCAAAAACCUCUUAAGUCAUCAAAAAUUCAAUUAGAAGGGAAGCAUGAGACAGACAUCCUCCCAAAAAGGAUUGUUGUUCUGAAACCGAACCUUGAAAAGGUGCGGCAUGCUAGUAAAUCUGCUUUAUCACCCUCUUCUUCACAUUGUCAUGUGUUAGAUUCUAGGAAGCUCUUGGAAUACCCGAGUAUUGGCACUGGGGAGACAAGAGCAUGGGUUGAGAAAAAUAUAUCUAGUGAUGCUGCUUUUUCAAGGCUGAUGUCUAAAGAACCGAGAGAAAUAGCGAAGGAGAUUACUAGGAAAAUGAGAGAGAGCUUUUGCAGUGAUCCGAUAAAUUUGUCCUCCAUUAAGGGAUAUGCUGCGGAUGAGAGCUCAUAUAAUGUUUCUGGCAGUGAUUCUGCAAGUGAAUCAGAGGUGUCAAUGUCCAGAAAGUCCUUUCACUGGAGUAACCGGCAGAAGUUUAUGUCAUUGAAUUUAAUGGAGUCAUCUGUAAGUAAGGAGGCCAAGAAGAGACUUUCAGAGAGGUGGAAGAUGUCCCAAAAGUAUCAGGUUGUUGGAGAAGUUGGUAAGGGUAGCACACUGGGUGAAAUGCUUACCAUUCCAGAUAGGGAAAUGAGGCCAGAGAACUUGGAUCCAGUGAUUGAACUGGAUGAGCCAAGUGACCGAUUUGCUGGCAAUCAUGAAAUUGCAGAAUGGGAUAAUCCUUUGGGUAUUAGUAGCAGGGAUGGGUGGAAGGAUGGAUGUGUCAGAUAUUCAUCCAGAUUGAGAUUUGUUCCUGCUUCAUGUGUUGGCCCUAAAACAAGCAAGCAACGUCAAGCUCUUGACCAAUACAUUUAUUCAAUGCCAAGAGAAGCGAUGAAUUCUGGUAGAAACAAGGCAAUUAAGGGAAAUUUAAAUAAGAAAGAAGAUUCUUUAUCCAGAAACUUAAGAUCUGACAACAAGAAAUGGCAGUCCCCUUGCUGCACCUAUGGUGAUAUUAGUGACUCUUUGGAGGAAAAGCACUUUAAUCAGUUUCAAAUGGGGAUCAACCUUGGAAAGAAAGAUCCAUCUGGUCAAAAGUCUUUGGCUUCUGCUAAUAAUGUCAACAGUACAAGUUCGAUUACCGAUGUGGAGGUGGACGCUGAACAUGAAGAUAUGACCAUGUCUUCUGAAUCCCCUGAUGAACUGGCCUCAAAACUGUCACCUUGUUUGUUAGGAAAUGGAAAUUCUUCUACUCCUGGUCCAGAGGAUUCAAAAGCUCAGGAACCUCAAAUUGAACCAUCCAAAGAAGAUCCAGUUCCAUUGCGGUGCCCUGUACCUGAACCACCAUCUCCAGGUAGCUCAAAGGACGCAGAUCAUCCGAGUCCAGUGUCAGUUCUGGAAAUCCCUUUCACAGAAGAAAUAUCAUCUGGUUCUGAAUGCUUUGAGAGAGUCAGUGCAGACCUUCAAGGGCUUCGAAUGCAACUCAAGCUUCUCAAGAUGGAGUCUGGAGCAUAUACAGACGAGGGGAUGCUCAUGUCAAGUGACAAAGACGAUGAAAUAUUUGAAGAUGACAGCUUCGAAUGUUCUUACCUAAUUGAUGUGCUAAUCGACUCUGGAUUUGAAGAUGCUGAUCCGGAUAUGAUCAUUGCAACAUGGCACUCUCCAGAUUGUCCGCUGGGUCCCGGGGUAUUUGACAACCUUGAGAAGAAGUAUUGCAACGAGACAUGGUUGAGGUCCGAAAGGAGGCUGCUAUUUGACCUUAUAAAUACUGGGCUCGUUGAGAUUUUCCAGUGGUUGAUUAAUCCACACCCUUGGGUGAAGCUAUUGACAAGGAAGGUUGGUCCCCCCGAGUGGCAGAAACAUGGUUUGAAAUAUGAGGUGCGUGAUUUUCUGGAAAAUGAAGAGAAGAAAGCAAGAGAGGAGGUGACAGAGAGACUGCUGGACAGGGAGAUGCUGUGGCUGGAUUCUGGGGAUGGCAUUGACGCGAUAGGUAAGGAAAUUGAGAAAUUGUUGAUAGAUGACCUAAUAGCAGAGGUUGCAGAUAUGUAGGAUGUGAAUCAGAAACUGCAUUUUAGGUUAGGUGCAUGGAAAAUGAUAGGGUGUAGCAGAUGAUGAAUAAAAAGAUCAUUACAUCAUGAAAAUAAAUACUCAAAUGAUCACCAUGUAUUGACAUUUCUUUUUCUGAAAGUAUAGAUUGAAAUCCAGAUGUUGACUGAAAAUUGUAGAUGAAUAUAGGGGUUUUGGGAGUUUGAUUUUGUUUACUCACCUAACAUGUUCGUGAAUGUUA
Molecule: messenger RNA, 3545 nt
Organism: Camellia sinensis
Lineage: Eukaryota; Viridiplantae; Streptophyta; Magnoliopsida; Ericales; Theaceae
Source: RefSeq, a predicted model, not a curated record